Messenger RNA from Carassius carassius (crucian carp), 1531 nucleotides. Its product is annotated as ras-related protein Ral-A-like. The record is from RefSeq and is a predicted model, not a curated record. Lineage: Eukaryota; Metazoa; Chordata; Actinopteri; Cypriniformes; Cyprinidae. Gene Ontology annotation, cellular component: plasma membrane. Gene Ontology annotation, molecular function: GDP binding; GTPase activity; GTP binding. The transcript is spliced from 5 exons. Gene Ontology annotation, biological process: regulation of exocytosis; Ras protein signal transduction. The coding region runs from base 201 to 809 and encodes 202 amino acids.
GUGAAGACCAAGCCCAGCCAGCCGAAGCUGUCAGUAGUGCUGCUCCCUUCCGAGUCAUGAACUGAAGCAAAGCUAACAAGACGUCGAACACACGAGUACCUGUUCAUUUGUUCUUCCUUAUAGGUUUCCCUUAAUACCCACCUACCUCUGAUUUCUCACUACUUCACUGCACUGCCACCCAUCUCUCAUUUCCUGAAGCCAUGGCUGCUAACAAGAAUGCUUUGGCCCUUCACAAAGUGAUAAUGGUGGGCAGCGGUGGCGUGGGGAAGUCAGCAUUAACACUGCAAUUCAUGUAUGAUGAGUUUGUUGAAGACUAUGAGCCCACCAAAGCUGACAGCUACAGAAAAAAGGUGGUUCUGGAUGGAGAGGAGGUCCAGAUCGACAUCCUCGACACAGCUGGACAGGAGGACUACGCUGCCAUUCGGGACAACUACUUCCGCAGCGGAGAGGGAUUUCUCUGCAUGUUUUCCAUCACAGAAUCUGAAUCCUUUGCUGCUACUGCUGAUUUCAGAGAACAGAUCCUUCGAGUGAAGGAGGAGGAGAACGUACCUUUCCUGCUGGUGGGAAAUAAGUCUGACUUGGAGGACCGACGGCAGGUCGGAGUGGAGGAGGCCAAGGCCAGAGCAGAUCAGUGGGCAGUCAGCUAUGUCGAGACUUCUGCCAAAACCCGUGCCAACGUAGAUAAGGUGUUUUUUGAUCUUAUGCGUGAAAUCAGAGCCAGAAAAAUGGAAGAUGGCAAAGAGAAAAAUGGAAAAAAGAAGAGAAAAAGUUUGGCAACCAGAAUUCGAGAAAGAUGUUGCAUUUUAUAAUGACUGGGUCACACUAUAAUGCUAACAUCUCUUCUCUACCCUUCCACUGCUCCCCAAAAAAUCCAUCAAGUUUCAUAACACUCCAGGAAAAUAUGCUGGACAUCAUCUCCUAAAAGCACAUCUAGGCUACAGCCUGUGUCUGUUUCUCAAUGGUCUAAAAGGGCAGAACAUGAGAUAUGCAUUAAAAUGACAAACGGUUUCAAAGGUCUUACAUAUCAUAAGAACAUUUCUCUGCUCAAGCACACCGUAACUGACUAUAAAUAAUACUAUAAUAUUUUUUUUUACUUGUAACUAGAUUCUGUUCACUUUAGUUGCUUUUAGUUGAAUGUGAGUACAUUAAGUGCUGAACACUAACACUUUAGGUAAAAUCCUACUACUCCUAACUAUUUGUUAGCAAGUUUACAAUGUAUUUUGAGGAUUUAAACCUCCUGUUCUGUUUUACUUUUUAAAUUAAAGCCUUAAUAUUAGAGUAUAAAAAAAUGUUGGGUGUUAAGCCACAUAAAUGAUGUUAGGUUAUUUUCUAAAAGAAAAUUAUAGCUAUAUAUCUUUGCGUAACAUAGCCAAUGCUAAAUAUUUCCCAAGCAAAUAUACAAAUUAUUAAAAAUAUUCUCAGGAAUCGAUGGAAUUUAUUCCUAAUUGGCUUUUUACCAAAACCUUUCUUUAAAUUCAAAGUUUAAAGUGCAAAAGCUCAUGCAUUUCAAUAAAGCUGGCACUGUCCAUUA